This is a messenger RNA of Fusarium verticillioides 7600, 2558 nucleotides long. Its product is annotated as translation initiation factor RLI1. Gene Ontology annotation, molecular function: iron ion binding; ribosomal small subunit binding; ATP binding. The transcript has 5 exons. Bases 254 to 2077 code for a protein of 607 amino acids. The record is from RefSeq and is a predicted model, not a curated record. NCBI's taxonomy places the organism in Eukaryota, Fungi, Ascomycota, Sordariomycetes, Hypocreales, Nectriaceae. Gene Ontology annotation, biological process: ribosomal subunit export from nucleus; translational initiation; translational termination.
AAAUUGGAUUACCACUCGCACAACCCAAAGCCUGACCUUGGAACUUCCUUUAACCUUGAUUUCUCCCUCCGAAUUUCUUUCUCACCCUGCAUCCCGCUGAACAAAGAGCAUCGGCGAGCGCCAGCGACUCACUGUAUCUUGUGCGCUCGAGAUCUCUUGGUCGUCGACCCCCGUCUCUCUUUUCUUACCCACGAAACAAAUUUUACCCCACCAAAAUCACUUUUGAAGCGACAUCUGCUACAUCACCACAACAAUGUCGGACAAGCUCACCCGUAUCGCCAUCGUCAAUAGCGACAAGUGUCGCCCUCGAAAAUGUCGUCAAGAGUGCAAAAAGUCUUGCCCCGUCGUUCGCAGCGGAAAACUCUGUAUUGAGGUCCAGCCCGACUCUAAGCUCGCGUUCAUAUCCGAGUCCCUCUGCAUCGGUUGCGGUAUCUGCCCCAAGAAGUGCCCUUUCGAUGCCAUCACCAUCAUCAACUUGCCCACCAAUCUCGAAAGCCAGGUCACCCACCGAUAUGGACCCAACAGUUUCAAGCUGCACCGUCUGCCCAUGCCCCGACCCGGCCAGGUUCUCGGUUUGGUCGGAACAAACGGUAUUGGAAAGAGUACCGCUCUGAAGAUUCUCAGCGGAAAGCUCAAGCCCAACUUGGGCCGACACGACAACCCUCCUGAUUGGGAGGACGUUAUCAAGCACUUUCGUGGUUCCGAGCUUCAGAACUACUUCACCAAGCUUCUCGAAGAUGACCUCAAGGCAGUUGUCAAGCCUCAGUAUGUCGACCAGAUCCCCAGAGCGGUCAGGGGUCCCAACAAGACUGUCCGAUUCCUUAUCGAGAGUCGUGCCUCGCUUGGAAAUACGGAGCAGGUUGCCAAUGUUCUCGAGUUGAACCACAUCAUGGACCGAGACAUCAACCACCUGUCUGGUGGUGAGCUUCAGCGUUUCGCUAUUGGCACGGUUUCAGUACAGGCGGCGGAUGUGUAUAUGUUUGACGAGCCAAGUUCAUACCUUGAUGUCAAGCAGCGUCUGAGUGCUGCCUCAAUCAUCCGCUCCCUCCUCCGGGACAACGGCUAUAUCAUCGUUGUCGAGCACGAUCUGUCUGUUUUGGAUUACCUCUCCGACUAUAUCUGCGUUCUGUACGGAAAGCCCGCCGUUUAUGGUGUCGUCACCCUCCCGCACUCCGUUCGUGAGGGUAUCAACAUCUUCCUUGACGGUCACAUUCCGACUGAGAACUUGCGAUUCCGAGAUGAGUCUCUGACCUUCCGUAUUGCGGAGACUACCGAUGAUUUCGCUAUCGACAAAUCUCGUGCCUUUACCUAUCCUAAGAUGGAGAAGACCCUCGGCAGCUUCAAGCUCAACAUCGAGGCUGGUGACUUCACUGAUUCCGAGAUCAUCGUCAUGAUGGGCGAGAACGGUACCGGAAAGACCACAUUCUGCCGCCUCUUGGCUGGAGCCCUCAAGCCUGAUAGUCAGAAAAGCGUUCCCGAGAUGCGAAUCAGCAUGAAGCCUCAGACUAUCACCCCCAAAUUCGACGGCACUGUCCGCCAACUUUUCUUCAAGAAGAUUAAGCAGUCUUUCCUGUCCCCCCAGUUUCAGACUGACGUCGUCAAGCCUCUCAAGCUCGACGAUUUCAUUGAUCAAGAAGUGAAGAACCUUUCUGGUGGUGAAUUGCAGCGUGUUGCCAUCGUCCUUGCCCUGGGUAUCCCUGCGGACAUUUAUCUGAUCGAUGAGCCGUCGGCCUAUCUCGACUCUGAGCAGCGUAUUAUUGCCUCACGAGUCAUCAAGCGUUUCAUCAUGCAUUCCAAGAAGACUGCUUUCAUCGUUGAGCACGAUUUCAUCAUGGCCACGUACCUUGCUGACCGUGUCAUUGUCUUCGACGGACAACCUGGUAUCGACGCUCAUGCCAACAAGCCAGAAUCUCUCCUUACCGGCUGUAACACCUUCUUGAAGAACCUCGACGUCACUUUCCGUCGUGAUCCCACCAACUAUCGCCCCCGUAUUAACAAGAGCGGAUCUCAGCUCGACCAAGAGCAGAAGAUGAGUGGCAACUUCUUCUUCUUGGAGGAGACCCCUGACAAGAGCUAAAGGCGUCCAUAAUGAGGAUUUCCCAUCUGUCGAUGGUGCAUCUCACGGCGUUUGGGGCGUUCAAAAUGGGAAUGGGCAAAAGCAGCGAGUCUUGGGAAUAGAUGAUGACCGCAGCGUCAGCGAGGAUGACGACCCAGAUGAAUAACGACGGCGACGGCAGAGUGUCUCCUCUUGUCUGGUCCUACGAAGUCAUUGUUCUUAUCUGGCUUUCUGUCUUGGCGGGUAUUCGAGGUAUUUGUAAUUCUCGAGAACUUCUCUGUCAACGGCAAAUGGCUUGCUUCGUAGAUUGAGGGACAACUGAUGUAUUAGGACCUCUGCCGUCUACGGUUUCCCACCUCGCGGGAAACAAUUGAUAUUAUUCGAACGGCCGUUAGUUAGUCUUGAAAUAGUUUCAAUUACACAGACAUUGGAUCGUAUAGUAAAAGCGAUGAAUUAAAACAUUAGAACGAGGUCAAUAAUCCUUACUAUUUCUAAACCUUGC